UACAGAGCAGCUCUAUAUAUAGUGUACAUUGUUGACGGACUUUCACAUGGAUUGACGCCCUUUGUAAAAGUCAAGUCAUCUGGCGCAUUUCGUCGAACAUUUGGUGCUCACCUCUCCUGGCGAUUUGAAGUUUCAGGCGCGGGAAAUCAUUAGGUCAAGAAUUUUGAACUUUCGUCUGGCGAAGAAAUGGGAGAUUAUCCUGAUGAUGAUGAUGAAUCUAGGUCUCGCCAAAAAUCCAGAUCCUCUGAAAUGCAUCAUCGUCUUCCAGUUCAUACUUCGGAUGGGGGCAUGCGUUUCGAUGCACAAGAAGCAUGCCGUCGCUUUAGCAGGGGCCAAUGUGCAAAGGGUGAACUAUGCCGUUACGCGCACGUUAUCGGGAAUGUCAGGGGAACUGAAGGCGAGAGAGGCCAUUGGGCAAUGAGUCAGAGGAGAACCGAAAGGGUGAAUUUCUGUCAGUUUUUCCUUGGUGGUCUGCCAUGUCCGUACGGUAGCAAGUGCCGUUUUCUCCAUGAAGCUAGCGGAAACCAGGGUGACUCGAGCAUGUGCAGCGAGUUCAGGGAGAGCUCUGCAAUAUGCAUUGCAACUAACAACGAUGAACGCAGAUCGAAGAGACUUAAUGUGCGUCAGAAUCCCAAUCCGGUCUGGGCGAAGACAAAGCUUUGUUUAAUGUGGGAGAAAAUGGGCAGCUGCUGGUAUGGUUCCACCUGCACCUAUGCUCAUGGAAAUGCAGAACUGCGCAAUAUUGAUUACCCAAAUCCACUGGACUCUUCAAGAGGCCAUGACGUCGAUACUGCAUCAAAGAAUACAGAAUCUGGGACUGUGCAGCAUGGCAAGCAGUUCUUGUUCAAAUGGACAGAUGUCAGGAAGGUCAGCCAAGUCUAUGCUGAUUGGAUAGAUGAUGAUGAUGAUGCAUCAGGCAAAGAUGGAGAUGGUAACUAACUGAGAUUAUUAAGUAUGCAAAUGGAAACACUGUUUUUAUUUUUUAGGUAGUAGGAACAUAUGUCUUUGCCUGCACUGCAUUUUUGUCUUUUCACAUUAGGAAGCUGCUUCAAGUUUUGACAUAUGCUGUUUUCCUUGUUGCAUAGAAUCUGUAUAUAAUUGGGGGAUAAACCUAAACAGCAAUACUUGAAGGGGAAUUCAUAUAAAUGAAAAUAGUUUUUGCUUCUUGAGUUGUUGACAGGAGCCAUGGUAUAUUUACUGUCUCAUCUUUGACAAUUAACAAAGUGUUCACUUUGUCUGACACAACUUUAGCUCUAUGGGCUUGACUGACUGAUGCUAUUAACAGUUUGUUUCAAUAUCUUACAUUUGAAAUAAAGAACAUUACUUUACACCCACU
Ipomoea nil (Japanese morning glory) is the source of this 1336-nucleotide messenger RNA. Its product is annotated as zinc finger CCCH domain-containing protein 39-like. Bases 187 to 939 code for a protein of 250 amino acids. The record is from RefSeq and is a predicted model, not a curated record. Gene Ontology annotation, molecular function: metal ion binding; mRNA binding. The transcript is spliced from 2 exons. Lineage: Eukaryota; Viridiplantae; Streptophyta; Magnoliopsida; Solanales; Convolvulaceae.